Cololabis saira (Pacific saury) is the source of this 1332-nucleotide messenger RNA. Its product is annotated as zinc finger protein 436-like. Bases 1 to 1050 code for a protein of 349 amino acids. NCBI's taxonomy places the organism in Eukaryota, Metazoa, Chordata, Actinopteri, Beloniformes, Belonidae. The transcript is spliced from 2 exons. The record is from RefSeq and is a predicted model, not a curated record.
AUGAAGAUCCACACCGGCGAAAGGCCGUACCUGUGCAACACCUGCAACAAAACCUUUACUAGAUCAUCAUAUCUUAAACGCCACAUAACCAUGCACACGGGCGAGAAGCCCUACAUCUGCAAAACAUGUGGAAAAAGUUACAGGCUACAUUCCCACCUGGUGGAUCACUCGAGGACCCACACCGGUGAAAAGCCGUACAUGUGCAACACCUGUGGAAAAACCUUUAUUCAAUCAUCAAAUCUUAAAACCCACAAAACCAUGCACACGGGCGAGAAGCCCUACAUCUGCAAAACAUGUGGAAAAAGUUACAGGCAACGUUCCCACCUGGUGGGUCACUCGAGGACCCACACCGGUGAAAAGCCGUACCUGUGCAACACUUGUGGAAAAACCUUUACUCAAUCAUCAUCUCUUAAAAGUCACAUAACCACACACACGGGCGAGAAGAGAUAUUUGUGCAAGACGUGCAACAAAGGUUUUAGCCGCAAAAUUGAUUUGCUGAGUCACAUGAAGAGCCACACUGGCGAAAGGCCGUACCUGUGCGACACCUGCAACAAAACCUUUACUAGAUCAUCACAUCUUAAACGCCACAUAACCACGCACACGGGCGAGAAGCCCUACAUCUGCAAAACAUGUGGAAAAAGUUACAGGCUACGUGCCCACCUGGUGGUUCACUCGAGGAUCCACACCGGCGAAAGGCCGUACCUGUGCAACACCUGCAGCAAAACCUUUACUACAUCAUCAAAUCUUAAAAGCCACAUAACCACGCACACGGGCGAGAAGCCCUACAUCUGCAAAACAUGUGGAAAGAGUUACACGCAACAUUCCACCCUGGUGAUUCACUCGAGGACCCACACCGGUGAAAAGCCGUACCUGUGCAACACCUGCGGAAAAACCUUUACUGAAUCAUCAACUCUUAAACGGCACAUAACCACGCACACGGGGGAGAAGCCAUAUUUGUGCAAGACGUGCAACAAAGGUUUUAGCCGCAGAAUUGAUUUGCUGAGUCACAUGAAAAAUCACCCAGAGGAGGAGAAGUCUGGUGACUCGUGACAAAUGAAGCUCAUGUUGUCGUCCUCCGGGGGCAGCUGUCCACUCCUGUCUGACCCACAGAAGAAGAACCCGCAGAAGUCCAACCACCACCUCCUGUGGCUGAUGAGCCUAAUCCCCUCCCCACAAGGUUUGCAGGUUCAACACAGAUUUAUGCUUCUCCGUCAACUUGACGCAGAAGGAACGAUAUGGUUGUGUACUUUUUUUUAAAGUUCUGCAUUAAGUUUGUUUGAAUCUCUUUUCCUUCUUAAAAUUGUUUUAUUUUUUGCUGUUGGUAACUUACCG